Etheostoma cragini (Arkansas darter) is the source of this 5141-nucleotide messenger RNA. RefSeq names its product ring finger and CCCH-type domains 2 (gene rc3h2). NCBI's taxonomy places the organism in Eukaryota, Metazoa, Chordata, Actinopteri, Perciformes, Percidae. The coding region runs from base 613 to 4107 and encodes 1164 amino acids. Gene Ontology annotation, molecular function: metal ion binding. The transcript is spliced from 20 exons. The record is from RefSeq and is a predicted model, not a curated record.
AUCUUUUUAUCCUUGCUCACUAGAUUAAAAUAGUACCCCACGCCGCACCUCCGACAAUUACGCACUAGUUUUUUUCUGAACGGUCAGAGACUGAACAAAACCGCGUUUCGGGCAGUGUAGGAUGCUUGAUGCGUACAGCGGAGCAGCAGCUCAUAGCUCGUGCAAACCGGUGGUGAGACUGAGACGCUCUUCAGGCUCCAUCACCGGCGGAGCGAUACCACCAUCUCCUCUCACCCCCGGUUUGUAAAACUGAGAGUGUGUGGCUCACUGUACCUGAGCGAAUGUGCCCGUCUUGUACAAUCGAAAAGGGGGGCAGAGGAUCACAACUAAACCAAGGGAGCUGUCUCUAAUGCUCUGAAAUGCAGAGCCAUAUCGCCCUCGCAUCAAGAAUGAUCUCCCUGGGCUGCCUGCUGCGGUUGUUUUGCAACUGAUGAAGAUUUUCAUUUUUAUUUUGAUGCGCUUCUGUGGAUGUCUUUGAUUAUGUUUAUUCUGGUGCUCUGUUGUAGUGCGUGAGUUAUUGUCGGCACUGGCGAGCCGGAGCUGUUGUCGGGGCUCGUUGACAUGCAUUCCCCCUGAGCUCAGCGACGCCUCCCUCGGUGGUGUGGUGUCAGGAUGCCAGUGCAGGCGGCCCAGUGGACAGAGUUUCUGUCCUGUCCCAUCUGCUACAAUGAGUUUGACAGCAGCGGCCAUCAGCCCAUCAGCCUGGGCUGCUCCCACACUGUGUGUAAGACCUGCCUACACAAACUGCACCGCAAGGCCUGCCCCUUUGAUCAGACGCCAAUCAGCACCGAUAUCGACCUGCUGCCAGUCAACUGUGCCCUGCUGCAGCUGGUUGGUGCUCAGGUCCCAGAUGUGCAGCUCGUGAGCCUGAGCAGUGCACCAGAAGUUGAGAACUACGAGGUGUGCAAGGUGUGCGUGGAAGAACUGGCUCUGUACCUAAAACCUAUCAGCGGAGCAAAAGAGCUGUCACCAUUUGCAGGUGUGGCGAAUCUGAGUCCGAGCGUGCUCAGCCGGCCAAUGCAGAGGAAGCUGGUGACCUUGGUGAACUGCCAGCUGGUGGAGGAGGAGGGCCGUGUGCGGGCGGUGCGGGCAGGCCGGUCGCUGGGGGAACGAACCGUAACCGAGCUCAUCCUGCAACACCAGAACCCCCAGCAGCUCUCUGCCAACCUCUGGGCAGCAGUGAGAGCGCGGGGCUGCCAGUUCCUGGGACCUGCUAUGCAAGAAGAUGCUCUGAAGCUAGUUUUACUGGCUCUGGAGGAUGGCUCAGCUUUGUCCAGGAAGGUGUUGGUGUUGUUCGUAGUCCAAAAACUAGAGGCUCGGUUCCCCCAGGCCUCCAAAACCAGCAUAGGGCACGUGGUGCAGCUUCUCUACAGGGCUUCCUGUUUCAAGGUGACUAAGCGUGAUGAAGACUCCUCACUGAUGCAGCUGAAAGAAGAGUUUCGAACGUAUGAAGCUCUCCGCAGAGAGCAUGACGCUCAGAUUGUCCACAUUGCCAUGGAGGCGGGCCUACGAAUUUCACCUGAGCAGUGGUCUUCUCUGCUGUACGGAGACCUGGUUCACAAGUCACAUAUGCAGUCUAUUAUUGACAAGUUGCAGUCUCCAGAGUCAUUUGCAAAGAGCGUUCAGGAGCUGACGAUUGUUUUGCAGAGGACGGGAGACCCAGCCAACCUCACCAGCCUUAGACCACACCUAGAGCUACUAGCCAACAUAGACCACAACCCAGAUGCCCCGGCACCAUCAUGGGAAGAGCUGGAAAGUGUGAUGCUGGCUGUGAAGAUGGUGGUUCAUGGGCUAGUGGAAUUCAUACAGAACUUUAGCAAGAAGAGCCACGAUGCUCCCCAGCCUCAGGCCAACAGCAAGUACAAGACCAGCAUGUGCCGAGACCUUCGUCAGCAGGGAGGCUGUCCCAGAGGAACCAACUGUACAUUUGCACACACACAGGAUGAGCUGGAGAAAUUUAGACUGAGAAACAAGAAGAGCAGCAGCGUAGGCUGUGCAUUCCCAUUAGCACCUGGGGUUAUGGGUAAAACCUUCACCAUGGAGGGCAGCAUCCACUCAGAUGUAUCUGCAGGCAUGGGGCAGGGGCUCGAUGGCACAGGGGAGAACACAGACUCCCUGACAGAGGGAAUGCCCGGCCUGACUCACCCCCAACUGAUCUCCAGAGGGGCUGACAUGAUGGAGGAAAUGAAUAGAGCGGUGCCAAAUGGAUCCAAUGAUGCUAAAGGGUGCAACGGGCUAACCACCAGAAACUCAUCAGGGUCCACUGAGCAGAAGCCCAUCUCACCUCCCAGGACUCCAGUCAGCCACUCCGCAGCAUCGUCUCCCUUGACAACAGUUGGGCGGGUUGAUGGUGGAACUCUUAUGCCCAAACAUGGUCAGUUCAUGCUGCGUGCACCACAUCCUUCUCAGGCGUCAGAGCUGUACUAUCAGGAGUCCCACUCUGCAUACGAGUCACCUCAUUAUCAACCAAACUCAGGUUCCUACUACCAAUCAACUCUUCAUCCUCCUCACAAACCCUGCAUGGCUCGCUUUCUUCGAUCCACCAACGUCCCAGAAUCCUCUCUGCCACCCUCAGUUGGCCCUCCAUCAUCUUCCUACCCCAGUGACCCUCAAGCAUCACACCCACCUUCCUCCUCUUCUUCGGGGUACCCACCACACCUGCCUAGAGAUCGGAUGGGACCUACUGCCUUCCAUCACCACCCGGGUCAGCCUCAGUAUGGGCCUCUGGCUCCUGCUCAUGGUGUUUAUGCUCCCCUCUAUGACAGCAGGAGAGUAUGGAGGCCUCAGCUGUACCACAGAGAGGAUGCCCGGAGUAAUUCUCUGCCUCCAGAGGUGCUGCAUUCCUCUGUUUACCAGCCUCCACUCAGGGAGAGAUUCAACUCUCUAGACAGCAACUACUGCUCCGGAGCUGAACACCGCACAGGGCUACACAGGGAUUUUGGCCGUGUGCCUCUCGGCUACGAGGAUCUGUUCAGAAGGAAGCAGGAACAGUGGGCUCAUCAUCACCACCAUCACAACGCCAACAGGCCCUCCCAGUCCUCCCCCAUCUUCACCAUUGAUUUUGGAAGUGAGCGUGUGGAGAGCAGUGGAGGCCAGUGUGUGGGGUGCAGGUUCAGAGGCGAGGAAAGUUUAGCGCACUACUCUCCGUGGUCCUGUGGUACCAUCGGCCCCUGCCUCGGCUCCUUUGAGCCUGAAACACUCACACACACCUCCGCUCACUCCUGCUCAGAGCAAUCGGAGUCGGACAGUAAUGCAGCUGGAGGUGGUGGCGGAGGUGGAGGCGGUGGCAGUAGUAGUGGUGUCGGGAAGCGAUGGCUGCAAUCCUUGGAUCACUACCGGCGCUUGAAAGACGAGGACCCGAUCAUUCCCUUUAGUGAGGGGCCCAUUAUCUCCAAGUGGGGUGCCAUAUCCAGGGCUUCUCGCACAGGCUACCACACCACCGAUCCUAUCCAAGCCACAGCCUGCCAGGGCAGUGCCAACACCACACCCAUCAACUUCAAAGAUUACAACCACCACUUAGGUCACAGUGACUACAGGUGGAGCUCCAGAGGAUCAGACUCUUCCAGCCACUCCAGUUUCCUAGAGAGUGAGCAGCUUUGUGCAUCAGAACUUCACUGCUGUCGAACCUCAAUAAGCAGUGGAGAGAAAAUCGUGUCUGAUCUGCAAGUUUGUCAGACCGCCUACAGCCGGGAUCGGGGCCAGGCCGAGAGCGAACCGGACCCAGAUCGAGACAUUGAGCUCGAACUUUGCGCUCUUGACUUGGAGGAUUCAGACCACCAGGACAUCAAGUCUCCGGAGUCUUUAGACCUGGUCACCCCACAGUCUCAGGAUGCUUCCCAUCUCCGGCCACCACCCUGCUCCUCUCCCCUCCUCUCUUCUCCUGUGGAGGAGCAGCCCCAAACAGAGGGUUUUUCGUCAGAAAAGAUAGAUUCUCACCUGCUUAAAAAGAUGGCCUUCAGGAAGUCUCUGUCUCCUGGAGGGUUAGUCUCAGGAGGUCUGGGUGCUGGCAAGCUUGUGCUUCGGACUGGACCUCCUCGACUGGGGGACACUUCCACCCGGGCUUGUCCUAAAAUGCCCGGGACAGAGAUGCUACUCAAUGGAAGCUAAAAGGACACAAAGUCAGACAAUGACCUGCGGCAAGCUAGAGCUAAGCCUACAACCAGAUCCUGGUUAAAGGGAAUAACGUUUGAUUUGAGCCUUUAUGUAUGUCAAUUAGAUGCCUAAAUAAGAGUUGACAGAUAUGGGUCAACAAUCUGUGCUGCGCCACGUUGUAAGGGGCAAGGGAAAACACAUUGUCCUGCCUCUUGAGUGGAGAUUUUCACCAAUUUAUAGCGCCACAGAGAAUUUAGUGAUAUAUUAGUAGAUGCUGAACUUGCGUCUAUGUUUGAAAUUUCAAUCUCCGGUCACAUUUAGAAGAUUUACUGGAGAUCUUACACCAUCUACACCACAUGGUUACUGAAUUUACAUGACAUUACACUCAUGAGGUUUAAACAUCAUCUAGUUAGCAUUCAUCAUGGCUGACAAAGACACACUUAUGUUUGAAAGGCCUUUUUUCACAUAAUUUCACAUGGUCCAUCACACAGCAAAAGCCUCUACAGUAGGUGCCACUUUUCUUUAUUAAUGUUUUCCUUUAUUUAUUCUGCAUGUGUUAUACGUAGUGUGAAUUGACAGCAGGGACUGAAAUUUCAACAUUUCUUACCAAAUUCUGCAUUUCUUCCAGAACUGAGGUUCAGUAUCGGUGAUAGUAAAUAUUACAACAUCAAGUCAUUUUCUACAGUAAAUAAUCAUUUAUUUUAAUGAAGUUAUAAAUAUAAUUUACUGUAUGUAAUUGCUAUUUUGCUUUUGUCUGUUUCCUCCAAGACAGGCACUGGUUUAGAGACACUUAGCUAUCAAAAGGUACAUCAAACAAAAAAGUGAUUAUUUAUCACUUUUUGUAACCUUAUGAAUGUCUGACAAUAAUUGUUCAAAUUGUGUAAUCUCUUUACAAGUCAAGGCAUUUGUUUCCGUAAGCUGCCAUACAUGGUAAUGCCCUCCCCCAGCUCAGUGCUACUGAUGCAUAGCCUUUGUUGUAUUGCUGCAUAAGACAUUUUUUAUAAUUAUUCUCCAAAAAAUCAAGGGAUAGAUGUAAUAAUACUGAGAAU